Guillardia theta CCMP2712 is the source of this 1206-nucleotide messenger RNA. RefSeq lists its product as hypothetical. NCBI's taxonomy places the organism in Eukaryota, Cryptophyceae, Pyrenomonadales, Geminigeraceae. Gene Ontology annotation, molecular function: zinc ion binding; guanine deaminase activity. The transcript has a single exon. Gene Ontology annotation, biological process: guanine catabolic process. The record is from RefSeq and is a predicted model, not a curated record. Bases 1 to 1206 code for a protein of 401 amino acids. Gene Ontology annotation, cellular component: cytosol.
AUGCUUGUGCCUGGCUUCAUCGACACGCACAUCCAUGCGCCGCAGUACUCCUACACGGGGACAGCGACUGACCUCCCCCUCAUGGACUGGCUGCAGAAGUACACGUUCCCGGCCGAGAGCAGUCUGCGAGACGUGGAGACAGCGAAGCGAGUCUACUCGUCCGUCAUCGAUCGGACGCUGAGGAAUGGAACGACUUGUGCUCUCUACUUUGCUACGAUCCACCUGCAGUCCUGCAUAGCGUUUGCUGAGCUUGCGGCCUCGCGAGGUCAGCGAGCAUACAUCGGUAAGGUCUGCAUGGACAGCCUGGCGCCGGCAGACUACAUUGAGAGCACGGAGGAGUCGCUGGAGAGCACGGAGAGGUUCAUUCAGUCCGUGCGAGGCCUGGGAAGCGAGCUUGUCCAUCCAGUGGUAACCCCGAGGUUCAUUCCCAGCUGCAGCAUGGAGCUGUUGAAUGGUCUGGGCGCGCUGGCGGACAGGUAUGACUGUCACGUGCAGUCUCACAUCUCAGAGUCGUUGGACGAGAUCGCCAUGGUGAAGUCGCGGUAUCCCCACCUCAAGUCCGACACGACCAUCUUCGACACUUGCGGACUUCUGCACGACAAGACGAUCAUGGCACACGGGGUUCACCUGGACGAUGAGGACCUGCGCACGCUGCGGCAACGGGGAACGAGCAUCUCUCACUGUCCGCUCUCCAACUUCUUCUUCGCCGAUGGAGUCUUGCCGACCGCCAAGAUCGUCGCUCUUGGGAACAAGGUCGCUCUGGGCACCGAUGUAGCUGGAGGAUACAGCCCCUCCAUGCUCAAUUCGAUGAGAAACGCCGUCAUCGCCCAUCAGGUCACCAGAAACUUCGCACCUAUCAAGAGCGACGAGCUGCUAGACUGGCGACACGCGUUUCACCUGGCAACCAUGGGAGGGGCGAAGGCUCUGGGGAUUGAAGGGCAGGUGGGAACCUUGGAGGCAGGGAAGAGCUUCGACGCUGUGCUGCUGGAUGCUGCGAGGGGGGGGAUAGACGUGUGGGAUUCGGACUCGUCCAUGCACCUCCUUGAGAAAUUAAUCAACCUCGGUUCGGAGGUGAAUGUCGCAAUGGUGUGGGUGAAAGGUCGACUAGUUCACAAGCAAGGGGAAGCAGUCUUGAUCGAUGACCCUGUACCACUGCAAGCGAUGGAGGAUACAUCCUCUGCCCCGUACACGUAUGGAGUGUGCUGA